AUGGGCAAGCUGAGCUUAGCGAUGGUGGCAGCCAUGUCGCUGGCCAAUGGUAUCGGCAAGGACGGUGGGCUGCCUUGGAGGUUGAAGGGAGAGAUGGCAUACUUCCGAAGCGUUACAAGCUACGUUGCUGAGGAUGGAAGCAGGCAAGGAACUCGGAAUGCUGUCAUUAUGGGAAGGAAGACGUGGGCAAGCAUCCCUGCAAAGUUUCGACCACUAGCAGGCCGCUUGAACAUUGUCAUUAGCCGUACACAGAGCUCUAGGGACCUGGGAGUGGACCCGGAAUGGGAGGAUGUUCGAGUAUUCCCAUCAGUCCAAGAGGCUUUAACGCAUCUCUCUGCACCUCGCGAAGAAGAAAGGAUCAAUAGGAUCUUUGUGAUUGGAGGUGCACAACUCUACACGGACCUUCUCAAUCUCGACUCGAGCUUGGCUACAGUGGACAAGCUAUUGGUGACACGAAUCCUUGCACCUCGAUACGACUGCGAUGUAUUCUUCCCCGAAUUUCGAACCGAAGCUCAGUACGAAGCUGAUGCCGAACAUGCCCGCAAGAUCCUGUUACAAUCAAGCAAGACGAGUGACAAAAGCUCAUCCGAUGAGCGACCGUCGAAGCUACUCAGUCAACAAGAGUGGACACCAGCCUCGACGGAUUCAUUGCGAGAGUAUCUCGGCGAUUCGUUCCCUUCUGCACUGGCCCACUGGUCGGAUAGGGUAAGGAGCGAAGGCGAGACGUGGUACGAGUACCAGUUGUGGGAAAAGAGGGAAAAGAGGGAAAAGAGGGAAAAGAGGCAUUGA
This is a messenger RNA of Ustilago hordei, 789 nucleotides long. RefSeq lists its product as uncharacterized. The record is from RefSeq and is a predicted model, not a curated record. Gene Ontology annotation, biological process: folic acid metabolic process; dihydrofolate metabolic process; glycine biosynthetic process. Gene Ontology annotation, molecular function: NADP binding; dihydrofolate reductase activity. The coding region runs from base 1 to 789 and encodes 262 amino acids. NCBI's taxonomy places the organism in Eukaryota, Fungi, Basidiomycota, Ustilaginomycetes, Ustilaginales, Ustilaginaceae. The transcript has 2 exons. Gene Ontology annotation, cellular component: mitochondrion.